Molecule: messenger RNA, 6494 nt
Organism: Dreissena polymorpha
Lineage: Eukaryota; Metazoa; Mollusca; Bivalvia; Myida; Dreissenidae
Product: GAS2-like protein 2A
Exons: 5
Coding region: 861-5162 (1433 amino acids)
Biological process (GO): protein localization to microtubule plus-end; regulation of microtubule polymerization or depolymerization; actin crosslink formation
Cellular component (GO): actin filament; cytoplasm; stress fiber
Molecular function (GO): actin filament binding; microtubule binding; cytoskeletal adaptor activity
Source: RefSeq, a predicted model, not a curated record
GUACGAUGUUGAUGGGUGAUGGCUGGUUUACAUGGUUAACCAACGUGUUUAUUGUAUGCUUUAAAUGUCUGCCUCUAUGCCACAGCAUAUAGGCGUGUUACGCGACACCUAUAAGCUACAUGCGAUCAGAUAUACAGUAUGCUGUUACAAAUUAGAAUCUACAUCAACUUUUCGUUUGUGCAUCGGGAUAAUGGCAUCAAUGCUGUGUGUAAAUGUAUAAGAUGUGUCAUACGUAUACAUGAGGGAGAAGUUUUAUCCUUUUAAGAAUUUAGCACGUAAAGAGGAUUUAAAGUGAAGGCCGGAUUAAAAUCUGUGCAAAUCUUUCGAUUCGGAUUGUUACUUAAGCUACGCACGACUUAACCAUUUCGUGUAUUAUUAUUGAAAUAAAACAAAAUUGUGCAUGUUAGAAGCUCGCGAUCAAUAUCGCAUAGUUUGUAAGCUGUUGAUCUUUUUGUGCUAGAUAAUAUUGGGUUUACGAUUAAUAACUAUUUCUGAAGUAAUUUCUUUUGUUGUUAAGUUUAACUAUAUACCUGCGAGAGCGAAGUUUAAUCUUGUGGAUCGAUUUGUCAAGUGGAAAUAUUGGAAUGUGAAGACUUAUUCAAACCAGUAGCUGGUAGUUUUCGAUAAUUAUGCGAAUGGCGUGUAUGAAUGAAAGAUCAAUGGAAUCUAACGUCUGUCUCAUUGUGUAGAAACAUGCAGAAUCAGCCUUACUGGAUUGCUGAUGAUGUUCGAUAAUUUACAUACAAUGUGCAGAGGGAUUCUAGAUCGUGUAAGUGUCUGCUAUCUUGUGGAAACUCGUGUGUACCAGCUGCUAUGGUGCUGAGUUCGUGCCUGCCUGCUGUGCCCGUGUAUCGUGUAUCAUGAGCGCAGAGGCGGUGACGGGGCUGCUCGUGCUCGAGCCGAAGCCCCUCCGGCCGUUCCGAAGUAAAGACGAGUAUGUGUAUGCAAUGAAAGAGGACCUGGCCGAGUGGUUUGCAACCCUCUACACGGGGCUCGUGAUUAACGCAGAUAACUUCCUGACGGAGCUGGAGACUGGCGUUCUCCUCUGCAAACACGCAAACCAGUUACGACAGUUUGUCGACGAACAGAAAACGCGAGGGGUGUAUGAAACGUUGAAUUCGAACUUCGUUCGUGAUAUACAAAUACCAGGGUAUACAGUUCAGUAUAGAACUGACGUUAAAUCUGGCACGUUUUUGGCUAGAGACAAUAUUUCUAAUUUUAUUACCUGGACAGCCAGAUUAGGAAUUCCAGAGGUUCUUCGUUUCGAGACCGAUGAUUUGGUUUUAUGUAAAAACGAACGGAGUGUGGUGCUCUGUUUACUCGAGGUCGCGCGAAUAGGUGCGAAGUUCGGUAUGCUAGCCCCUACAAUUGUACGCAUGGAAGAGGAAAUUGAAAGCGAGAUUGAAACUGGAAAACCGCCGGCACAAAUUAUAACGUGUGACGUAAAGUCUUUAGAUGAACUGGUUCAAGAACUAGUCGGCCGAUGCACUUGCCCACGCCAGUUUGCCAUCAUUAAAGUCGGGGAAGGAAAAUACAAAAUCGGAGAUAACCAAACCCUAGUGUUUGUACGGAUAUUACGCAAACACGUGAUGAUACGUGUGGGUGGUGGAUGGGAUACUCUAGAGCACUAUCUGGACAGACAUGACCCGUGUCGCUGUGGUUACCAAGGAGGAGGUCGACCGGGAGUGCGUAGCGCGGUCCAAACUAGGAGAAGUAGCACGCCGUCUGUACCUCAGCCCAAAACUCCCCAACCUUCCAGAAAGUUUUCUGCAACGUCGACACCGCUGUCCUCCAGAGCAGGCCAUUCAGACGCAACAGCGGCUAGACCACCCUCUCCUAGGAUGCGCAGUUUGUCGCCUUCGCCGAAGAACUCAACAGUCUCUACGGACAUUUUUCAAACGAACAACGUCAAAAUGAAUACACCGAGACUUAACAAAAAACAGAGCAUUGCUUACGCAGCUCCCUACAAGGCCAACACACGGAAUGCUGACCACAUGUUCAAUGAGGACAUUCUAGACGCGGCCCCUAUCUCGAACGGCGCUUUAUCAGAAAAGAACAUGUUUGCACAAGAAGCAGGGUUGCUAAGUACAAGUCUCGGCUUAAGACAUUCUCUUGAUGGCGACGAUUUAAAAGGACACUCAUCAAGUUCUAGUGCUACCCAUCUGUCAAAGAAUAACACACCUAACAUUGAAAUGGCGACUGAAACAAGUAACUUUGCGAUUGAUAAGAUAAGCACUAUGUCGUUGGGCGAAUUCAAAAACUUGCUCAACAGUACAUUGACCGUACCAAACAACGUAGGACAGCGGUGCGAAUCUCCAUUUUCGCAAAGCAGUGGCGAUAGUUACAAAGCUAAUAUUGAUCAAAAAGGCGAGUGCCGGAUUCCAAAGGCCGAAACACAUUAUUCACGAGUAUCGUCCAGAUUGUCUUCCAAGCAUAAUUUAGAUUCCAGCAGUGGUUAUUCUACCUCAUCGCCGUCAUCUGAUAAGACAACAAAAUCAACCACUUACUCAGCGAAGUCAGCAACUCUGGAUUCUGUUCAGACAUCAAAAAGAACAGAUUAUAAAUCACAGUAUUCAGACGUGCCAUUCAAAAAAAGUUUCACACCAGAUAAUUCAAAAACGAGCACCCGUGUGAAUAAGAGGCUGGAUCAGAAUGACGACGUGUUUAACAGAAAAGAAACAGAGACAUUAACGCAAACAAGUGCCAGUACGUUGACAAACAAGACUUCCAAUACAAGUGCAAACAAAAUCGCAAGACAAAAGGAUUUAUACUCGGUAAAUGAUAUUUCAACUGAACCUACAUUGAAUAUAAAGCCUCAAAACGUUUCAUAUGUGUCUGUUUCUUAUGACGAAGUCAAAAAUGAUUCUGUUGACAAUGAAAUCGACGAUAUUAAUACACAUAGACACAUACUUGAGAAGAAAGAAGCCGAUUCUCCGCUCGAUAUUUCAAAUAGACCUAAAACGCCAUCUGGUCGAACAACCCCGUCAUGUAUACCACGACCGGUGACUCCGAAACUACCAAAAAAAUCCUCUUUAUCGACUCCAGUAGAAAUAAGAAAUCGGACAGGACUCCCACCAACACCACGAAAAACAAGCGUCGCCCAUGCAAACGAAAUCGCGAGAUCAGCCGAUAAAAUUAAAGAACAGACAUAUCGAGACAUUUUUAGAAAACGGUCAACUACUCCGUCUAUAGAGUGUUCACCUCACUCUUCUGCGUCAUUGAGAAGGGCCGUUACCCCCGGGCCAUAUUUGCGCUCGUCGUUUAGUCUUGAUCUGACAUCUGACCAAACAUCUUUUAUAGAAACACACGUUUUAACUAAGGAACACAUCCAAACAGAGAAAAAAGAGACUACUGCGGAACCAGUGAUUGUAGUAAGUGUUGAUCGCACGGCAAACAAACACACACUCUCAUUGACAAAUCAGCGUGUGGAAAGUACGCCAGAUAAACCUGUCGUAAAGUCGAAAGUGUUGGCCCGUGCACGCACGCCACACAAUGAUAAAGCAAAGAUUAGAAUGGCAGAAAUUAGCCGUGAAAAGAGACCACAAAGUGUUGAGCCUAGUCAGUUAUUUCUAAAAACCAACAAACCAGAAGAAAAGUCGUACGACAGAACACAAGAAUGGGUUCAAACCACAGCAAGGCAGACGAAGGUAAAACAACCAAAAGCAUUUAAUGUGCGAAGAGCUAUGACACCGAAUUCUUUAUUAUUGACGGACAGUAUAAAUGCAGAACCACGGAGUCUUGACGAAAUCAAAGCGGCUUUAACGUUGCCUAUACAUACGUUAAAGGAAAUUAAUACAGAACAACUGGAAGCUCCACCCGAGGAUCCGGAAAUGUAUGCUAAAAUGGAACAAUUAUUUCACGAGUUAAGACAACAGGAACUUAAAAACUCUGUGAACGAAACACCCGGGGAUGGUGUUGUGACAAACUCUAGUUGCCCUAGAUCAGAAUCGUCCAAAUCGGACAGAAGUAAUCAAAACAGUAAAAGAUCAGCUGAGAAAGAGCCAGUAUCAACCUCAAGAAGUCAAUCGAGGAAAAGCUCUUUAUGCCAAAUGAAAAAUGUAUCGACAAAAAUGUCAAAUUCUGGAAGUGAUUCACUGAGAAAGAGAAGCAGUGUAUCAGGGUCUUCAACUUCCGAGAAAGCAAAUACAAGGUCACCGUCCCCUAGUCCACAUAUAAACGCAAACCAGCGGCCGCCAUCUCCAAUUAACACUGCGAGUAGGAAAAGCAACCCUGUUUCUGAGAAAGUAUCAUUAAAUCAACAACGAACUGAUUCAUCUGUACGAAAGGCAUUUCCGGUAAAACAAAUAACCAGCCGACCUGCAUCACCAUCCAGCUAUCUUCAAAGCAGCAGAGCUAGCAGCCAAUGUCGAGAUGGAUCGAUGCGUCCCGAGUCGACACCACCGUAUAAAUCCAACCCGGAAAGUCCCACGAAUGGCAGUGAUACUCAUCCGCGAACACAAAUAGCAAGCCGACCUGCAUCACCAUUCGGACAUCGUCAAAGCAGCAGAGCUAGCAGCCAAAGUCGAGAUGGAUCGAUGCGUCCAGAGUCGACAUCCUCGUAUAAUUCCAACCCGGAAAGUCCAGCAAGUGGCAGUGAAACUCAUCCGCGAACGCAGAUAGGUAGCCGACCUGCAUCCCCAUUCGGACAUCGUCAAAGCAGCAGAGCUAGCAACCACAGUUCAGCUGGAUCGGCUCGCUCCGAGUCGACACCCCCGUAUAACUGCAACCGGGAAGAGCCAGUGAGUGGCAGUGUCGUAAAUGAUUCAAACACGAUCGUCAAAAAAAUAAAGGAAAUAAUUAAAGUUCAACCCCGGAAAGAUAAAGUCGAUGGACAGAAGAAAACAAAAAUCCCAGCACCUAGAUCUUUAUCGCAGUUGGGAAAGUCGAAGUCCGUGUGUAACUUAUUGGAGUUUAGUACUGGAUUACAUGCGAUAGAUAAUAACGUUUGUUCGGGAACACUCGUAGAUGACAAAAGCACCGGUUCUUUCAGUGAUACAAUCAGUCGUAAAUUGGCUACACCUUUAACUACGGGACGUUCGUCCUUAAUCCGAAAGGAAAGUAUGGAAAAAAACAGAACCACUGCCGGUCUGUUUGUGCGUACAUUAUCUACUGAGCGAAAAGACAGUAUUGGUAACUUAUCAGGCGAAGAGUGUUAUGUUUAAAAGAAACAGUGAAUAUGUGUUUAGUGCGAGUGUGAAACUUAAUUCGUUAAUCUUAUAUUAGAGAAACAAUGUGUUUAACUUAUAACACAUGUUUUUAAAUAAGUGAAUCUACUGCUGAUUAUAUGUGCGUCUGUAUGAUCGGCGGACUUUCGGACGGGCAUCGGAUUGCAUCAAACAGGUCGUUUCCGAUCACACAUUUUAGUUGGCAUUUACCAAUUUUGAUGACACUCAUUAUACAGCAGUAAUGCAAGGAGACCUAGCUUGGGUAAAAACCUAUAGAAUAUAGGUCUUUAACUUGGGAUAGCAUUUUAGGCGUAUCUUGUCAAAUGUCAGUUACAACAAAUACCAGUUUUCGUUCAAUAACUUAAGUUUUGUGGAAGAUAUUGCACUGACAGUGUGUGUGCAUGAAGCUCUUGUGCAGACCUGGCGUUUGAGUGCGCACACACGUCUUAAUUGAUUACUUAAUUGUUGAAAACCUGGUUUUGUGGCUGAUGCCAUAAUUCUUGUUAGCAAAAUAUGAAGAUUUAGCCCUUUUGUAAAAUGUUUGUUACGUCAAAUUUCACAUGAAUGUUCCAACAAUCUCUGUUAAACCCUAGUGGAACAUGCACUUGCUUCGCAUAUCGAGUUUUAUAUGAACUUUAAAUGUCCUUUAAUAUAUAUAUAUCAAUUAUGUAGUGGGUAAUGUAAGCAAAAUUUUUCUGACGAACUUAGUGGAUGAUAACACAAAACGAAGGAGUUGUGAAACCGCGUCUAUUUAUAAAGAUCAAUUUGCUUCUCUAAUUGUUGUACCAAGGUUUUUGACGAAUACUGGAGUAAUUAUGUCAAAUCCAGAUUGACACAUGAUAAUGACACUUGCGAAUUAGUAAACACACUAUGUUUGAAGUGUUUAUCUAUAUACAAUUCAGCAAAGAAGCACUUUUAAAAUAAUUAACACGAUGAUUGAAACAAUGUUUGAAUAUCCCAUAGUAAACGCUGUCUAAAACAGUCUUGCUCAUUUUGGAAAUUUAUUUUCCAUUUCUGUGGUCUGUGUAUAUACAUUACGGGAACAUUCAUUUAAAUCAUUGCGCAUUUUAUUUUCAGAAAUAUACAAUUUUUCAUUGAUCAUUCAUUUUAAAGAUAUUCGAUUUAACCCCAUCCUACUCAUCUAACAAAUAUGCUCAUUGUGAAAUAUCUUUUAAUUUUACGUAGUUCAAUUUAUUAUUUUGUACAUACAAUUUAUUUAUAAUUGUGCACCCAGUGUUCUUGAACGGACCGCACAAAACAACUGUGUUAAAGUUCAGCUGUGAUACUUUUAUAUACUAUUUAUAUGACAAAAUAAAGUGACUGCUUAUA